ACAGGGAGAAACAGAAUGUCAACAAAUGCAGCAACAGUAGAAAGAAAGCCCAAAUGGCAUCCAAUUCCACCACCACCACCAAGUCCCAAAAUCCUCAACUUACCUAGGAGAAAUCGCCAUCGCAAACAGCACAAAAAACCCACCAAGAAACCAUAUUGUUCCAGCCAUGUAUCGUUACUAGACUUGCACCAGAAGAAUUACUACAGUGAGACUGGAAAAGGGAAACUUGAGAGGUUAUUUGGCCAGGAAAGGGAGUUUUCGAGAAGUGGUUGCAGUAAUAGUGUGCCUAUAAUUGUGUUGAACUCAUCUGCAGCAUCAUCAUCAUUAUCAGGUGGAAGAAGAGACAGAGUUGUAGAAGAAGAAGAAGAAGAAGAGGAAGACGAAGAAGAAAAAGAAGAAGUAGGAGGAGAAAGAAUGUCUGGUGAAUUUAUGGAGGAAAAGUGGAAGUUUCAGGCUGAGAUUUUGAGGGCUGAGUGUAAUUUUUUGAGGAUGGAAAGAGAGGUUGCUUUGAAGAAGUUGGAGAGAAAUCGAGCUCAGAUGGAGAGGACUCUUCGAUCAGCUGUUCAAACUCUAAUAUCUGGAAAAAAGAAAAUUUUUGAAGGGAAGAAUGUAAAUGCAGUAUUGGAAGAAGAAAUUGAGGAACUAGCAGAGAAACUGGAAGAGUUGCAGAAGAGCUCAGGACUUGAGGACCUUGAGGUUAGGAACUGUAACAAUUUUGAUAAACAGGCAUGUCUUUUGCAGCGCCGACUAGAGAAGAUUGGUGGUUUGUCAGACAAUAAAUAUGUUGAAGAAUUGCAAGAAUUAGCUGAACCAAGCUUAUCCAUAAGCAAUGAAGUUGGCAAUGGGAGCUGUGUUUUGGAUUCCAGGAGCAAUAAAUCCAUUGAUGAAUCAGUAUCACAUGAAGAUGCCAAAUGCACAGGACGUUGCAAGGCUGUAGUACGCAGAAUUGUAGAGCAAGUGAGAGCUGAGACUGAACAGUGGUCCCAAAUGCAAGGAAUGCUACUGCAGGUGAGGAAGGAGAUGGAAGAACUCCAGAACUCCCGCAAAUUUUGGGAAGACCAGGCACUCAAUUCUGAUCGUGAAGUUCAAUGCCUGCAAUCUUCUGUGCAAGAAUGGAAAGAAAAAGCUCUAAGGUUGGAAACCAAGGCUAAGGCAACCGAAACAGAAUUGGCAGAUCUUAAAGUGGUGCUUGAGAAACUGAAGACUGCACAAGCCAUAGAACAAUGCCGAGUUGUAAUCAACGAUCACAUUACACCUCUUGCCUCCAUAAGUGAACAACUCAGAAAGGAAAAUCACGCACGGGGUCAUAUCCUGAAGAAAAACCAUCUUAAUGUACAUAAAGCUUGUAGGGAAGAGAAUGCCAGGGAAAUGUUGAUAGCGAAGCAAAAUGGUGAAAUCAUGGCAAGUAACGAGUCUUUGCCACUCCCCCUAGGGAAGCAACUUGAAAAAGAGAAACGGAUGCUUCGUCGCUUAAAAGAAAAGUGUCGUACAACCACUGACGGCAGGAGAAAAUUACAUACGUACAACAGUGGACUUGCAACGUUGAAGCGUUCCCCAUUCGAUGACAUUGGGAACUUGUCAGAAUUGUAAAACUGCUUUUAUUUGUAAACUUUUCUCGUUUUCGUAGCUACCUUGAGUCUUAGAGAGAUUAUAAGCUUAUCAUUUGUGUAUGGAGUGAGAGAUGGGGAUUUGUUUAGAGAACAGAUUUAUUUAUUUUUUUGGUCAGGAUAGGAAUUGAAAAUUUUCCAACGUAUUAGCACUAAAAUAAACCGA
This is a messenger RNA of Coffea eugenioides, 1773 nucleotides long. RefSeq names its product myosin-9. The coding region runs from base 16 to 1590 and encodes 524 amino acids. The transcript is spliced from 4 exons. Lineage: Eukaryota; Viridiplantae; Streptophyta; Magnoliopsida; Gentianales; Rubiaceae. The record is from RefSeq and is a predicted model, not a curated record.